Molecule: messenger RNA, 1419 nt
Organism: Macroventuria anomochaeta
Lineage: Eukaryota; Fungi; Ascomycota; Dothideomycetes; Pleosporales; Didymellaceae
Exons: 2
Coding region: 1-1419 (472 amino acids)
Biological process (GO): steroid metabolic process
Cellular component (GO): cytoplasm; membrane
Molecular function (GO): flavin adenine dinucleotide binding; Delta24(24-1) sterol reductase activity
Source: RefSeq, a predicted model, not a curated record
AUGGAAGAGCAUAAGGCAACAGUCGCGACACUUGCGUCGCAAGUCAAGCAGUUCAGCGCAUCGAAGACACCGUUCCGGAUAUAUCAUGGCUCAACAUUGUCGACACGCCACUCGCCUCGCCAGCGUAAUCAGAUCAUCGAUGUCAGCUCGCUCAGCCACGUUCUGAUGUUCAAUAAGGCGGAAAGAACAGUCCUUGUUGAGCCCAACGUGCCCAUGGACAAGCUAGUAGAAGCCACACUUGCUCAAGGGCUGUUGCCAAAAGUUAUCAUCCUGGGAAACGGCGACGUUAUCUGGGCUUCUGCUGAAGAGCAUCGAGAUCUGUUCUUCACCGCAGCCGGGAGCUGUGGUAGUCUCGGAGUCAUUACACUGCUCGAGAUGGAGCUCAUCGACGCGAAGAGCUAUGUUGAGCUGGAAUACAUCCCAGUGAGCAGCAGCCAAGAGGCCGUAAAGCAACUACAACACUACCAGCACCAAACCGACGUUGCUUAUAUGGACGGAAUUCUCUACUCCCUAACAAGCGGCGUGAUCAUGAUCGGCCGCCUCACAAAUCAAAUCAGCUCUGGCAAGAUCCAACGCUUUGACCGAGCAUCAGAUCCCUGGUUCUACAUGCAUGCAGAGUCCAUCCUGAAGUCUCUCGCCCAAACGACCCAAGCGUUUGCUAGGCCCACGACCUACAAAGAAUACGUUCCUGUACAGACGUACCUCUUCCGUUACGACCGCGGCGUCUUCUGGUCCGGUCUCCGCGCCUUCAAGUACUUCGUCACGCCCUUCAAUGCCUUGACUCGGUACCUGCUCGACCCGUUCAUGUAUAGCCGCACCAUGGUCCACGCACUUCAUCGGUCUGGCAUUGCCGCACAGACAAUUAUCCAGGACUUUGCUGUACCUUACGCCUCAGCUUCAGAGUUCGUAGAGUGGACUGAUGAGAGGACCGGGAUCUGGCCACUUUGGCUCUGCCCCGUCAAGUCCGCUCCACUGGACGAACGCUCUUUCUCGCAAGGGAACAACAUCAAAGACGAUAUCAUCCUCGACGUUGGCAUCUGGGACAUGGGUCCGAAAGACAGCCACGCAUUCAUCAAGCUGAACCGCGAUUUCGAGCAGAAAGUCACGGAGCUAGGUGGUAUGAAGUGUUUGUACGCACAUGCAUACUACACGGAGCAAGAAUUCUGGGACAUCUAUGACAAGGAUAAGUAUUUGGACCUGAGAAAGAGGUACCACGCUGAGAAUCUCCCAAGCGUGUACGACAAGGUCAAGGUCGAUCUUCAAGGCGUCGCGGGUGGACAGACGGUAAAGCAGCGAGAGAACUGGAGCGAAUGGGCAUACAGGCAAUUCUGGGACACUUGGCCGCUGGGAGGAUUGUACGGAGUUGCGAGUGCGACGAAGGGAUUCCUGGUCAAGAGUGACUUUUUGUUGAAGAAGUAG